GUCGUUGCCUUCUCUUCUCUUUCCUCCAUCCUAUCCCUCUCCCCCUCGCUCAGGAUGUUACCCUAUCUUUGUUACGUGUUAUUGAUUUUGUUCAGCAAGCCUCUGUUUGCCAAAGAAGUUGUCUAUAACUUCAAUGUCACCUGGGUGACGGCCAAUCCCGAUGGACUGGCUGAGCGCAAGGUGGUGGGUAUCAACGGUCAAUGGCCACUGCCUGUCAUCGAGGUCGACAAGGGCGAUCAACUGAUUGUGCACACGUAUAACGGCCUGGGCGACAAGAGUACCAGUAUCCAUUGGCAUGGCAUGUUCCAGAAUGGCACCAACGAGAUGGAUGGGCCAUCGAUGGUUACCCAAUGUCCUAUCGCUCCCGGUUCAAGCUUCACCUACAACUUCACGGUCAACCAGAAUGGGACUUAUUGGUACCACUGCCACACGGACUACUGCUACCCGGAUGGCUAUCGACAGGCUUUGAUCGUCCAUGACAACACCUCCUACUUUGCCAACGACUAUGACGAGGAGCUUCUUGUGACCAUCAGCGAUUGGUAUCAUGAGCUGGCCGAGGACAUCAAGCCCGAGUUCAUGUCGCUGUACAACCCUACCGGUGCUGAACCCAUUCCGAAUUCCUGGUUGUUCAACGACACUCAGGGUCUUAGCUUGUCAGUGAAACCAAACACAACAUACCUUCUGCGACUGGUCAAUAUCGCUGCGUUUACCGCACAGUAUUUCUACAUCGAGGACCAUACAUUCAAGAUUGUCGAGAUUGAUGGUGUUUACACGGAGCCCACUGAGGCAGACAUGCUCUAUAUUGCGGUCGCUCAACGGUAUAGCGUGCUUCUGACCACCAAAGACACGGCCGACAAGAAUUAUCCCAUCGUCACGGUGGUAGACUCUACGCUGCUGGACACCAUUACUCCCGACCUCCAGCUAAAUAACACCAAUUGGCUUGAGUAUAACACCUCCGCUUCGCACCCCCAAGCCACCAUGACAGUGGAUGAAUCGUCCGAUCUCAACCCCUUCGAUGAUGCCACCCUCGUUCCCUAUGACCACAUGCCACUACUGGAGGACCCAACUGUGACUGUAAAUGUGGCCGUGGUCAUGGACAACCUCAAUAAUGGAAAGGGAUAUGCUUUUCUGAACGAUAUCAGUUAUACCGCUCCCAAGGUCCCUAUCUUGUAUACAGUCAUGUCUGCAGGUGAGCAGGCCACCGACCCCACCGUUUAUGGUGACUACACUCACACUGUGGUGUUGAACCACAACGACAUUGUGGAGAUCAUCCUCAACAACAAUGACACGGGCUCCCACCCGUUCCACCUUCACGGCCACAAUUUCCAAGUGAUCGACCGUUACCCGCCCUAUGGCCCGGAUUUCUUCGAGUUCGCGGAUGCCGGGGUUCCCCAGCCAUACGACCCCUCCAACCACUCCGCCUUCCCUGCAUACCCGCCACGACGUGAUGUGGUCGUCUUGCCGCCAGAGGGAUACGUUAUCCUUCGAUUCCGAGCGGAUAAUCCGGGAGUGUGGAUCUUCCACUGCCACAUCGACUGGCAUCUGAUGCAGGGGUUGGCCAUGAUCUUCGUCGAGGCUCCCCUUAUGAUCCAAGAGGAACUGACCAUUCCCGAGGACCACUACGCGGCUUGCCGCGCAUCGGGCAUGGAGUAUGAAGGCAAUGCAGCAGGUAACACGGAAGACUACCUCGACCUGAAGGGCCAGAACAAGCAGCCCGGUUUCAUUCCGGACGGGUUCACCACGCGCGGUAUUGUGUCGAUGGUCUUCACGGUCUUGAGUGCCCUCCUGGGGAUGGGGUCGAUCAUACUCUAUGGUCUGUCCGAUCUCAAGUUCGUCAAAAAGCCGGAGACGCAGGCCGAUGCCAAUGCACCGAAUGGAGAGGGAGACGAGUUUCGUGAUUAGAGACCCCUCGGCGAGAGUUGGAUAUCCAAUGUUGUAACUUUGUCAUUUUGCCCAAAAUAGUGUAUGUCGUUCACAUCUUUAAUGUCAAUUGGUUUUUAAUUUCAUUUGGUAUCAUGCAGCGCGCAGAGGACCUGUUUCGCUCUCGUGUUGUGACAGAUUUUUUGUACCGUCUUUGUUGGUUAUCGACCCCUACCGCGGCGCUAUGACACCUUAUUAGAUUGCAGCGGCACUCCGAGACAGCGCCACUUUCACCCAAUUUGCAACUUGCCGAUCGCCCAUCGUGGGCUAGUAGCGCCCAUGCGUGCUUCCUCGCCCGUGCGUGUUCCUCGGACCAGCAGAAAGGUAUUGCUUCGACAGCGGUGUCACGGCGAGAAGCUCUGCUUCCCUCGCCAAAACUCACAUCCUCG
Molecule: messenger RNA, 2309 nt
Organism: Aspergillus homomorphus CBS 101889
Lineage: Eukaryota; Fungi; Ascomycota; Eurotiomycetes; Eurotiales; Aspergillaceae
Gene: fetC
Product: putative ferrooxidoreductase Fet3
Exons: 1
Coding region: 55-1902 (615 amino acids)
Biological process (GO): reductive iron assimilation; cellular response to iron ion starvation
Cellular component (GO): high-affinity iron permease complex
Molecular function (GO): copper ion binding; ferroxidase activity
Source: RefSeq, a predicted model, not a curated record